CUUUGUUCCUCGCGCAAGUGGUGGGUCGCAUUAAACUGUACAUAUAAUACCAUUUAGCUUCGAUCUGCAUUCCUUGGCAAUAGUCUCCGCUGUCGCGGCCUUUCGCACCAGCCUCGCGCGGGCUCACUCGCAACCAUGUCCGACGAUGAAAUGGAGGAUUAUGGCUUCGAGUACUCGGACGAGGACCCCGAAGAGGAAGACGUCGAUAUCGAGAACCAGUACUAUAAUGCGAAGGGCAUGCUAGAAGGCGACGACCCGCGGGAAGCCAUUGACGGCUUCAAGCAGGUGGUGGAGAUGGAGCAGGAGAAAGGCGAAUGGGGCUUCAAGUCGCUCAAGCAGCUGGUGAAGCUGCACUACAAGUUGGGGCAGUACGCAAAGAUGAUGGAAUCCUACAGGCUGAUGCUGUCGUACGCGGAGGGGUCCACCAUCACCAAGAACGCCUCGGAAAAGAAGAUCAACAGCCUGCUGGACUUCAUGGGCGGCGCCUCCGACAUGCAGGUGCUUCAGGAGUUCUAUGAGGCCACGCUGAAGGCGCUGGAGAAGGCCAAGAACGAGCGGCUGUGGUUCAAGACGCAGCUCAAGCUGGCCAACCUGUGGUUCAAGAAGCAGGAGUACGGCCGCAUGGCCAAGAUCAUCCGCGAGCUGCACAAGUCUUGCCAGAAGGAGGACGGCAGCGAGGACCCGAAGAAGGGCACUCAGCUUCUGGACAUCUACGCGCUGGAGAUCCAAAUGGCCACCGAGCAGCGCAACAAUAAGAAGCUCAAGAAGCUGUACCAGCAGGCCCUGACGGUCAAGUCAGCCAUUCCUCACCCACGCAUCAUGGGCAUCAUCCGCGAGUGCGGCGGCAAGAUGCAUAUGCACGACGAGCUGUGGAGCGAGGCAGCCACGGACUUCUUCGAGGCGUUCAAGGCGUACGACGAGGCGGGUGUGGGGCGGCGUGUGCAGUGCCUCAAGUACCUGGUGCUGGCCAACAUGCUCAUGGAGAGCCGCGUGGACCCCUUCGACGCCCAGGAGGCCAAGCCCUACAAGCAGGACCCGGAAAUUGUGUCCAUGACCAACCUGGUGGCAGCCUUCCAGCGCAACGACAUCAACGACUUCGAAAAGAUCCUGCGCACCAACAAGCGCACCAUCAUGGACGACCCCUUCAUCCGCAACUACGUGGAGGACCUGCUGCGGAAGAUCCGGACACAGGUGCUGCUGAAGAUCAUCCAGCCCUACACGCGCGUGCGCAUCCCCUUCAUCGCCCAGAAGCUCAACAUCCCCGCGCCCGACGUGGAGCAGCUGUUGGUCUCACUCAUCCUGGACGGCCGCGUGGCGGGCAACAUCGACCAGGUGAACCAGAUCCUGGAGGUGGGCAGCCGGCAGGAGGGCGCGCGCAAGUACACGGCGCUGGACAAGUGGGCGGCGCAGAUUGGGUCGCUGCACUCGGCGGUGCAGAACAAGCUGGUCAUGAACACGGCGUGAGGAGCGGCAGCAAGAAGAGCGGCAGCGGGAGGACUGUAAGAGCAGGGGCGGGAGUGGGCGGGGGAAUAGGAGCGGGAGGAUGAGAGGGCAACGGGAGACCGGAGGAUGGGUGCUGUUGGGCGGCAGGGCUGCCGGGGAGCGCAGGAGGCGAUAGUAGGACUUGGCGGACUGGUGCAAGGCGGAGGCUGACUGGCGCAGGUGCGGUAGGGUAGUGCGCUCCAGUGAUGCGGAAUCGCGGUUACAGGGAAGACUGACUGGGUUUGCGAGGAACUGAGGACUGUCUUAGGAACAGGAGCUUUAUGGAGGGGUUUUAGGGCUGCGGCUCGGGCUUGUGUGGCGUUUGUGUGUCGUUCGGCGUGGUCCAGGUCAGCGGGGGGGGGGGGGGGGGGCGUGCUUAAGUGCAGCUGACGUUGCGUUGCGUUACCGAGGUGGCUCACUUGGCUUCAGUUUUGGAGGUACAUGGCGAAACUGAAGGCCAGUUAUAGUAGCAGGCAAGCGGAGCAGUCAUUAGAUAACAACUAAGCUUGCACAGCGACACAGUUGCACCCCGUUACAUCAAGUUACAGCAUCUUUUGUGGGUGGACGGUGUUGUGGUGGCUGUGCGAUGGGACAGUGAUAAGGCAGGUUAAGGCAGGCUGUGUCAUGGGCUGGUCAGCGCGUGCUGCUGAAAGCCCGCAGCCCCGAGCGGCCGAGCCGUUCCCGCUUUCUGCAAGCAUGCUGCUUUCGAAGCAUGCUGCGCCUAAGCUGAGGAGACCGGCGCGUGUGGAAGUGAAUUUGUUAGUUUGUUAUCGCACAUGGCGUGCGCUCGCGCCCUUCGGCACUACAUCAUCGGCGCCUUCCGUCCUGGUCCGUGGCACGGAACUGGUGUAAGCCUGCCCUUGCCUGCCUUGAUCCCGCACUUCUCAGCCACCAAGAGACAUACCCCACGAGCAUACCCGAGUAGCCGCGGCCGCCGUUACAAGCGCUGCUGUGGGGGGAGAGUAGCUCGAGUCAUUCGUCACAUGUGCAGCAUGGGGCAUUGGGGCUUUAACUUUGGCCAGCAGCCAGCGCUUGCCUCAGCCCCUCUGCGCAGAUGGCUUUUAUGUGUGUGCCCGCAAAAUUAUCCGGGUAGCGGCGGAAAGGCACACCUUCUGCGUCAGUGCCCUCCUCCGCUCGCGCGGCCCUUCGGGCCGAGGGAGGCCGACGCAAUUACUCGUGUCAGCACGCUGCCAAAGCAUGCUUCUGCUUUUCCCUGCGCAAAUGUGUACGCACGUAUCAGGGUACAUUGUAACAGAAGCAGGUU
Messenger RNA from Chlamydomonas reinhardtii, 2746 nucleotides. RefSeq lists its product as uncharacterized. NCBI's taxonomy places the organism in Eukaryota, Viridiplantae, Chlorophyta, Chlorophyceae, Chlamydomonadales, Chlamydomonadaceae. The coding region runs from base 136 to 1464 and encodes 442 amino acids. The record is from RefSeq and is a predicted model, not a curated record. Gene Ontology annotation, cellular component: COP9 signalosome. Gene Ontology annotation, biological process: protein deneddylation. The transcript is spliced from 12 exons.